This is a messenger RNA of Rotaria sp. Silwood2, 315 nucleotides long. Lineage: Eukaryota; Metazoa; Rotifera; Eurotatoria; Philodinida; Philodinidae. The record is from the annotation of a GenBank genome assembly.
AUGAGUGAUGAGAUAAGUUCUGAUGUUGAAUAUUUGUUAAAUAAAUUAAACGAUGUAAAUAAUAAGAAUAAUCUAAUUGAAAUAAAUUAUGACAAUGUAUUAGUUAAUGAUAACAAUCAUUUAACAAAAGAGCAAACACAAAAACAACCGAAUAUUAAAAUAAAUAAACAACUUCAAGAUGAUACAUAUAAAACAUUGAUAAUGAUUGAUCCAGAUGCUCCGUCUUCGGAUAAACCACUCACUGGUCCAUUUAUUCAUUGGAUAUUAUCCAAUUUUAAAGAAAAUAAUCCUAUCGAUGGCGAAACAAUUUGUUAG